Messenger RNA from Hevea brasiliensis (rubber tree), 813 nucleotides. Its product is annotated as receptor-like protein 46. The transcript has a single exon. The record is from RefSeq and is a predicted model, not a curated record. Gene Ontology annotation, molecular function: protein binding. Bases 1 to 813 code for a protein of 270 amino acids. NCBI's taxonomy places the organism in Eukaryota, Viridiplantae, Streptophyta, Magnoliopsida, Malpighiales, Euphorbiaceae.
AUGGAUCUUUCAUCCAAUAAACUAUCUGGUCAGGUCCCUACGACUUUUCCUUUGGGCAUAAAAGUGCUUGUGUUAAGCCAAAAUGAGUUUUCUCAUGUCUUGCCUCAAAACCUCUCAAAUUUCAACCAGCUUUAUUACCUUGAUCUCCGUGGCAACAACAUUGGAGGUGAAAUCCCAAAUUUUCUCUCACAGAUGUCUUCUCUUCAAAUGUUGAAUUUUAGAAAUAAUUCGUUCGAAGGCUCAAUUUCAAUUAAUUUAUCAAGUCUUAGUGCUCUUCAAAUACUUGAUCUCUCUUGCAAUAAUAACCUUAGCGGAAUAAUCCCACAUACUUUAGGAAAUCUUUCGGGGAUGGUCAAUCAUCAUGACUUCUCAUCAAGUAUCUCUUCAAGCAUCAUAAGUCAAAUUAAUAUCUUUCCUAACACUGGGUUUUUGAUUCAUGCAAUUACGGUAGCAAAUCAAACUGUUUUGUUAUUGCGUAGUUUGGAAGUCUUCUGGAAGAAGUCAAAGCGAAGUCUACCAAAUAAAAACCUUCAACUAUACGCUUUUUUUGACUUGUCUAACAAUCAAUUAUCAGGUGAAAUUCCUGACAGUUUAGGUGGAUUGAAAAAUUUGAAGUCAGUGAACUUAUCACAAAACAAAUUCUUUGGAAGAAUACCUUUGAGUUUUGGUGAUUUGGAAAGCUUAGAAAGCUUGGAUUUAUCACACAACAAUCUCUUUGGUGAAAUUCCUUACACAUUGGCAAAUCUCUUUGAGCUGAGUUACUUAGACUUGAGUAAAAAUAAAUUGGAGGGUUGCAUACCAGGUGGUCCUUAG